This is a messenger RNA of Pelobates cultripes (western spadefoot toad), 414 nucleotides long. NCBI's taxonomy places the organism in Eukaryota, Metazoa, Chordata, Amphibia, Anura, Pelobatidae. The record is from the annotation of a GenBank genome assembly.
AUGCCGCUGCGGACGGGGUGCCCCCCCCUCCCCGAGAUGGUAGCCAGACAGGGGUUUUCCCCAGCGCAGCUGACAUAUUGGUCCAAUAACGUCCAGGGACUCAAUACACCAGAAAAGCGCUCACACCUGCACCGACAGCUGUGGACGGCAAAAGCGUCCGUAGCGUUCCUGCAGGAGAUGCACCUCAGAGGCGAGGACGCACCCAGAUUGGAAAAUCAACGCUUUCCAUUAGGAUUCUACGCAAACCAUACUGACACCAAGAAAGCUUGGGUGGCGAUCCUUUUCGCCCACACAACUCCAUUCCAAUGCAAGAAAACCCUAGCAGACCCCAACAGACGAUAUCUCUUCCUUAAAGGGACAAUCGCGGACCGCGUAUACACCUUCACGUGCCUGUAUGGCCCAAACAAACAAUAA